Molecule: messenger RNA, 1593 nt
Organism: Fonsecaea erecta
Lineage: Eukaryota; Fungi; Ascomycota; Eurotiomycetes; Chaetothyriales; Herpotrichiellaceae
Exons: 2
Coding region: 1-1593 (530 amino acids)
Biological process (GO): protein phosphorylation
Molecular function (GO): protein kinase activity; ATP binding
Source: RefSeq, a predicted model, not a curated record
AUGGUUGAUCCAGUUGGGACUCCGCUGGCGGUGUUGUCAACUGUCGAGCUUUGUAUCAAGCAUGGGAAUAGGCUCGUCGAUAAAUAUCGAGCCUUCAAGCGCGCCGAUCGUGAAAUCCUAGAGUUAAUCCUCUGCGUUGAAGACCACUGGAUCAAGUUCGAAUACCAGAUCCAAUUUCUCCAGAGUGUAUGGAACAGCCUCGACGAGAGGCUUCAACUACAUCAACACCAUCUUCUCCAACAUCUGCAUUUCAAGCUUCAAGAAGCCAACGACUUGCUCGACAGCACCAUCGGGCCCCAAGCAGAUAAGAGCUCCAUCGAUGCGGUGAUUAGGAAGAAGGGUGGUAUCCGUGCGUGGAAGUAUGCAUUAACUCUGGAAGAUUGCCUCAGUCGCUCGGUGAAAGACCUCAAGAAGUGGCACGACAUGUUCGACCCGUCGUGGUUUCUCAUCACCCGCGUUUCCAGCCAAACCAUUGACAACCAACUGAGGGACCGGCCAACGGACGAUCGUAGUUCUCUCUCAACACUGAAGGGUUUGAGAGAAGUAGUCAAGGCAGCACAGUCUGAGUCUGUGUCGGGAAACAGCAAUUCGAUCUGGCUCACAUCUGAUAGCCUCGCGUAUAAGCGAGAUGAAAUCCCCUUCUCGACUGCUCAGGUCGCCGAGACCCAGGCUGACUCGCAGCGUGUGCUCGUGGACACGAUUGCUCUACAUCCCGAAGCUGACCUUAACAGGACGACAAAAGAGGUUCGAGACUUGGCCAGGAUCCUCUCAAAAUCGGACCCGCUGGUAUUCGGCUUGUUACAGUGCCUGGGAGUCACGAAGAGAGCCGGAAUCCCGGGAAGCGGGCAACUUGAGACAUUCGAAUUGGUCUUCUCGAUCCCCAGUGGUCUCCGCGAUCCGACUUCGUUGCGGACUCUAUUGCUUCAGAAUGAAUGGGACUACUCGUUGAAUGAGCGACUCGUCCUGGCCCGUUCACUCGCCUCGUCAGUGAUGUACAUCCACUCAUCCAAAUUCGUGCACAAGAACAUCAGGCCCGAGACCACGAUCGUGUUCCGCCGCGAUGACUCUCCAUUUGCCGCACCAUUUUUGGUAGGAUUUGAAAAAUUCCGUCCUUUUGAUGGGCACACGUUCCGCCAGGGAGACCUGUGCUGGGAAAAAAACCUCUACCGCCACCCACUUCGGCAGGGUCUCCAGCCCGAGGAUGACUAUGUGAUGCAACAUGACAUCUAUAGCCUCGGAGUGAUGCUGCUGGAAAUCGGGUUGUGGACGUCUCUAGUCCAGCGGCACGACGACGGUCUGCUCGUGCCCAGUCCCGUGCUCGACAUAGGGAGCGUCCAGGCAGAGCGUAACCAGCGCAAGAAGGCAGCCAUGGUGAAACGCACCCUGAUUGAUCUGGCGUCGACGCGGCUGGCGAGCCGUAUGGGCAACAAGUUCAUGAGCAUUGCCCUCGCCUGUCUGACGUGCCUGGAUAGGACAGACAAUGGCUUUGGCGAUGAAGACGAGUUUCUGGACGAAGACGGCAUCGUGGUGGGAGUUCGGUACAUUGAGAAGGUGAACAACCACGGCAACUCAAUUCACUGUACCCUUGGCUAA